GAAGAGAGCGCGGUACCACCCCAACUGUCCCGGGUGCAGGGUGGACAGGAGGAAGGAGGAGAGGGAGGGGUUCCCCUUCACCGAGAUCUCCUGCUUGUGGCUCGUCACCAUCUGCUCCUCCUUGCCGAUACAGUCAUUGUUUCCAUUCUUGUACUUUAUGAUAAGGGACCUUCACAUUGCUAAAGAAGAAGAAGAUAUUGGAUUUUAUGCUGGUUUUGUUGGCGCUUCAUAUAUGCUUGGGAGAGCACUAACCUCUGUAAUAUGGGGAGUUGUGGCUGACAAGCACGGGAGGAAACCAGUUCUUGUAAUCACCCUUGUUUCCGUAAUUAUAUUCAAUACACUCUUUGGACUCAGCUCAAGUUACUGGAUGGCAUUAACCACAAGAGGUUUGCUUGGGUUGUUAUCUGGUAUGCUCGGACCAGUUAAGGCUUAUGCUACAGAAGUGUGCCGGAAAGAACACGGUCACCUGGCGUUAUCACUUAUCACUUCCUCACGUGGCAUAGGCCUUAUUGUUGGACCAGCUAUUGGUGGUUAUCUUGCACAGCCUGCAGAUAAAUAUCCAAGCAUAUUCUCCGUUAACUCCAUAUUUGGGAGGUUUCCGUAUUUUCUCCCCUGCCUUUGUAUAUCACUCCUUGCCGUUGCUGCUUUAAUUGCUUGCUUCUGGCUUCCGGAAACUUUGCAUAAACAUACCGAAGACACACUUUUAAAUAAUUCAGUUGAAGAUGUCGAAGAAUCUCUUUCUGAUACAAAUGCUGAACAGAAUGCUGGUGGAUGUCUCAGUUUAUUCACAAACUGGCCAUUGCUCUCCGCUAUUACUGUAUAUUGCAUUUUCUCUCUGCAGGACUUGGCUUACGCAGAGGUAUUUUCUCUUUGGGCUGUUAGUGAUAGAAAAUAUGGUGGACUAAGCUUUUCAUCUCAAGAUGUGGGUAGCGUCCUUUCAAUCUCAGGUCUCCUACUCCUGAUAUAUCAAAUUUUGAUUUAUCCAUCGAUUGCAAAGUCUAUAGACCCCAUCACAUUAGUCCGUGCAAUUGCGGUAUUGUCAAUACCACUUCUUGCGAGCUAUCCAUUCAUGCCUGCAUUAUCAGGGUUCAUUCUUCAGUUGGCAGUAAAUUGUGCAUCUUUUCUGAAGAAUUCUUUCGCUGUAACUACCAUGACUGUGUUCAGCAUUUUAAUGAAUGAUUCUGUGAGUCAAGACCUAAGAGCUUCAGCCAAUGGCCUUUCUAUAACACUAAUGUCCAUCUCUAAAACUAUCGCUCCAGCUGUUGCAGGAGUUAUAUUCUCAUGGGCUCAAAAGCGUCAAACAGCUCCAUUUCUGCCAGGUGACCACCUGGUGUUCUUCAUGCUGAUCGUGUUCACUGUUAUAGGCCUUACGUUCACUUUCAGGCCGUUCUACGCUAGAAAGAGCAGGACGGAGCAUUAACGCCGCCACACCAUGUGUUACAACCUAGACAAGUAGACAAGAACCUGAAUAUGUAGUAAUAUUGGUAUAUUUUUCUUUCCUUAAACAUUGUGUAUCUGCUCUAAGAUGCAGACUGUUAUUAUUUGUGUACUGCAAGAGUGCAAGGUCACUCUCGCGCAUGUGACGUUGAAAGAACAUAUGACAUUUUUGGUUUGAAUCCUCCAAACAAAGAAAUAUGAAAAAUGUGUAGCUUAGAUGAAGGAUUAGGUAUAUGGUAUAGUUGUCAUAGAAACAAUAAUUAUUUUUCUAUGAGAUUGGACUCCAUGGA
Messenger RNA from Lolium rigidum, 1727 nucleotides. Its product is annotated as probable peptide/nitrate transporter At3g43790. Gene Ontology annotation, molecular function: transmembrane transporter activity. Gene Ontology annotation, biological process: transmembrane transport. Lineage: Eukaryota; Viridiplantae; Streptophyta; Magnoliopsida; Poales; Poaceae. Bases 158 to 1420 code for a protein of 420 amino acids. The record is from RefSeq and is a predicted model, not a curated record. The transcript has 17 exons.